AUACAUGUCUGUUGACUCCACGUUUCCACGCCAUUAAAUACGGUGCAAAUCUUCAUCGUUAUGCCCCGCUGUCUCUCUCUAGAUUUACAGAAUUUGUAGAAGAAGAAUGGGUUCGGGUUCGCCUCAAACAAUUGAGCUUUUGAAGAAUGAGAUUCAGGUGGAGCAGGAGUCUUUUCUUCUCUCCGGUGAUGUAAAAACCGGUUUAGUUCUUGUUGACAUCGUUAAUGGAUUCUGCACCGUUGGUUCCGGAAAUCUGGCUCCGCAAGCUCCAGAUAAGCAAAUUUCAGGAAUGGUUGAUGAGUCAGUGAAGCUCGCCAAAUUGUUCUGUGAGAAGAAAUGGCCUGUAUAUGCUUUACUUGAUUCUCAUCAUCCAGAUAUUCCCGAGCCUCCAUAUCCUCCUCACUGUUUAGUUGGAACUGACGAGUCAAAAUUGGUUCCUGACUUGCUGUUUUUGGAAAAUGAACCUAAUGUAACACUGAGGUGCAAAGGAUGCAUUGAUGGCUUUCUUGGUUCAUUUGAGAAAGAUGGAUCCAACGUAUUUGUAGAUUGGGUGAAAGCUAAUGAGAUCAAAGCCAUACUGGUUGUAGGGAUAUGCACGGACGUUUGUGUGCUUGAUUUUGUUUGCUCAGCACUUUCUGCAAGAAAUCGUGGACUUCUCCCUCCAUUGGAGGAUGUGAUUGUGUACUCUCGUGGUUGCGCUACUUAUGAUUUUCCAGUUCAUGUUGCCAGUAAUAUCAAAGGUGCUCUAGCUCAUCCACAGGAACUUAUGCAUCAUAUAGGGCUUUAUAUGGCUAAGGGCAGAGGAGCCAAGGUAGUUUCUGAAGUCUCUUUUGUUACCGAGUAGCAAUAUAACUUCAUCUCUGCUUCUUAUCUUAGAUGAGAAUGUAGAUAUCCUUACUGUAUAUAAACGUGAGUUGUUUUGAUGAUGAUACUGGGUCUCUCGAAAGUAGCAUAUGAAGAUGCUUGUAUCUAAUUAUAGUUAAUGCGUAUAACCUGGAUUUGCAGCAUUAUGUAAUAAGUUCUCAAUGCAAAUUUGCUGUUUACUUCUUCGUAAGAUUUAGUAGCAAUCAAGUUUUCUCAACCGGAAUUUAAACA
Messenger RNA from Olea europaea var. sylvestris, 1095 nucleotides. Its product is annotated as nicotinamidase 1-like. Gene Ontology annotation, biological process: pyridine nucleotide salvage. NCBI's taxonomy places the organism in Eukaryota, Viridiplantae, Streptophyta, Magnoliopsida, Lamiales, Oleaceae. Bases 107 to 844 code for a protein of 245 amino acids. The transcript is spliced from 5 exons. The record is from RefSeq and is a predicted model, not a curated record. Gene Ontology annotation, molecular function: nicotinamidase activity.